AUGACUGACGUCAAUACCGGUAGAACGGGGAUCAACCCCUAUCGAUCCGCCGACGUGGAGCAUGGAGCCAAAUCCCUGGCGAUGGUAUUUGGGGUGGCACUGGUGCCAUUUAUCAUGGCUUUUGCCUUUUACAACUUGACGGAAAUUUGGAUUUUCCAGGUAUUGUUUGGCAUCCUUGCCGUUGCCGUGGCCGUGUAUACCUUGUACUGUUUGACACUGGCCAUCACGGCCGUAAGUCACGACAUCAAGCGCAGGAAGGAAUCAUUACUAGCACGAUGGGGUGAUCUAGAGGACAUUGGGCCAAAACUGGGCGCGGCGCUUUUUGUCAUGAUUUUUGUGCCGCUGUUGUUCAUCUUCGAGGUGCCUUGCUUUUUUAUCUAUUACUUCUUUCAGCCACUCAUCCAGAGCAAGCAAAAAUCAAGGUGA
This is a messenger RNA of Seminavis robusta, 426 nucleotides long. The record is from the annotation of a GenBank genome assembly. NCBI's taxonomy places the organism in Eukaryota, Bacillariophyta, Bacillariophyceae, Naviculales, Naviculaceae.